Molecule: messenger RNA, 963 nt
Organism: Cariama cristata (Red-legged seriema)
Lineage: Eukaryota; Metazoa; Chordata; Aves; Cariamiformes; Cariamidae
Gene: SPATA22
Product: spermatogenesis associated 22
Exons: 7
Coding region: 1-963 (320 amino acids)
Biological process (GO): homologous chromosome pairing at meiosis; regulation of meiotic cell cycle; gamete generation
Source: RefSeq, a predicted model, not a curated record
AUGAAAAGGAGUCUAGCUGACACUUCAACACGCAGCACAGCAGGUUGUCUGCCUGUACCUCUGUUCAAUCAGAAAAAAAGAAAUAGACAGCCCCUCACUUCAAAUCCACUUAAAAAUGAGCCAGGUACCAGUUCUGGGACUCGUACUUAUGACUUUUCUACCACAUCAUUUGGCUGGGGAGCUGCAAACCCAGAAGCGACUGAACUACAGAGAGCAGCAAACAAUAGAAAUGAAUAUACUCCUUUAAGUAACACAACAGAUUCAAGAUCUGAUAGUGGAAUUAUUGAAAAGUUCAAGAACCUUUCAAACAGUUUGAAAACUGUCCAUCAGCAAAAAACCCCUGAUAACUGUAAUUCAUCUCAGUUUAUCAAAACAACAGAAACCAGGCAAACAAGCACCUCUAAAGGACAAUGGCCAGUGAAACCUAACACUGUUUCAAGAAGUCUGCGGGAUCAUAGCCUGGCAUAUAAAUUUAACCACGAUAUUCAGCAAAAUAAAAUGAAUGAAAAGCAAUUUGAUUGUAUUCCAGAAGGCAAAAGUCAGGAAAUUUCAUCAUCUCAAUUAAAAAUUAAAGAAAAAAAGAAUUCUUUGCGAAUCAUAUCUGCAGUCAUUGAAAGUAUGAGGCACUGGAGUCAAUAUGCUUAUAAAACUGCACUAUUAUUUGAAGUUUUAGGCACACUUGAUUCUGCAGUCACACCUGGAGCAUAUGGGGCAAAGAAUUUUCUUUUGAGAGAUGGAAAGGAGAGUCUGCCUUGUGUAUUUUAUGAAAUUGACCGAGAGCUUCCAAGAUUAAUUAGAGGUCGAGUGCACAGGUGCAUGGGAAACUAUGACACAAAAAGGAACAUUUUCAAGUGCGUCUCUGUAAGACCAGCAACUAUUCAAGAACAAAACACUUUCCAAGAAUUUGUUAAAAUUGCAGAUUUUGAGAUGACAGCAUAUGUAAAAACAAUGAAUGAAAUUUAA